This is a messenger RNA of Meloidogyne enterolobii, 1687 nucleotides long. The record is from the annotation of a GenBank genome assembly. Lineage: Eukaryota; Metazoa; Nematoda; Chromadorea; Rhabditida; Meloidogynidae.
AUGUCUGCCGACUCCUCCUUCGAAUUUGAGACAAAAAUAGCGAUAGAAUCGGAAGAGAAAAUUGAAAAAUCUGACAACAGUCACGAUUCUAGUUUAGAAGCUAUCGCUUCCGGAUGUUCUUCCGCCUUAAACGAAAUUAAUAAUCUUGCAUUGUCCCCACAGGAAGAGGUUGAGGAGGGAAAUAAUAAUAAUAAAUCUCCUUCACCGCCCCCAAAUGUGGAGAAAACUGAGGAUGAAGAAAACGAGACUCCAAUCAAUUUUCGAGGACGUGUUGCAUAUCCAUCCAAAUGGCUUUCAACUGUUUCUGCUUGUCAAUAUUUACCCGAGGAACAAAUGAUUACUACAUGCCAAAUUUUGAUAAAUCGACUUCUUCGCGUUCCAAACAUUGUUUCUGUUAAAUCACCUGCUACAAUUUGUGGGGACAUUCAUGGACAAUUUUAUGACCUAAUGAAGCUUUUCAAAUGUGGAGGAUCCAUUUUAGAGACUAAUUAUGUUUUUCUUGGAGAUUAUGUUGACAGGGGUUAUUACAGCCUAGAAACCGUCACCUAUUUAUUCCUUUUGUUACUUAAACAUCCAGAACGGAUUACUCUUCUUCGCGGCAAUCACGAAACUCGAAGAGUUUCCCACCAAUAUGGUUUUUAUGACGAAUGUCAACAGAAAUACGGCAAUUCUGUUGUUUGGACCUGGUUUUGUCGUGUUUUUGAUGUUCUUCCAAUUUGUGCAUUAAUUGAUGACCAAAUAUUUUGUGUUCAUGGAGGGCUUAGUCCAGAAUUGCCUACUUUAGACGCUAUAAUGUGCUUGCAGAGAAGUGUUGAAGUUCCGGCAAAUGGGGCGCUUUGUGAUUUGUUAUUUGGCCGCGAUGUUGUAGAAAAAUUUCUUGAAGUUAACGGCCUUUCACUUAUUUGCCGGUCACACCAACUUGUACAGGAAGGCUUUAAAUAUAUUUUUGACGAUGUUUUGUGCACUGUUUGGUCUGCCCCCAAUUAUUGCUAUCGUUGUGGUAACCUAGCUUCUGUCUUAAAAAUUCAUGGCCCUAGUGGAGAUCGAGAAACUAUAUAUUUUAGUGAGGUAGAAGAAUCAGAAAGGAAACGACCUGAACGUGUUACUGUACCCUAUUUUUUGUAAAAGAAAUUUUAAAAAAUGAAUUUUUUUGUACCUCUUGAUAUUUAAUAUAUGGUUAUUUUGACCCCUUUUUUCUGUUUCUGGAAUUUUUUUUGAUAAUUAAAAAAUAAUUUAUAUUGACUUGCAAUGUUGAUUUUUUAUAUUAAUUAGAGCCUUGUGGUCUGUUGUGUCCGCACUUGCAGAAAGAACAUAAAUAAAUUUAAAAAUCCAUCAUUUAAUGGUGGCAUAGUCAAUUGUUCUCAAGUCUAUAUCCAUGGCCUACCGUCCACUAAAUUUUUUCUAGAGCUUAGGUGUAUGUAUAUCUCAAAUUGAAUCUAAACUUAUUAAAUUCUGACUCUUACUGAUCCUUAGUUUUUUUUUACAUACCCCAAAUAUAGGCUGCUUUUAUUUAAGUUUUGUACUUUUAUUUUUCAUGUGUCUCAUUGAGUGGGUUUCUAACGGGGUGUGGACUUCUAAUAUUGAGGAUGAGAUCAGUAUUGGGUAUUUAUUUGCUCCGACUCCGUCCUUUUUCAAACCUUGGUUCAGGCUCCGGGGUUUUCAAAAUAUUACUCUCCGGAGCCGUACC